Puntigrus tetrazona (Sumatra barb) is the source of this 2235-nucleotide messenger RNA. RefSeq names its product occludin b (gene oclnb). Lineage: Eukaryota; Metazoa; Chordata; Actinopteri; Cypriniformes; Cyprinidae. Gene Ontology annotation, cellular component: cytoplasmic vesicle; bicellular tight junction; apical plasma membrane. The transcript has 9 exons. Gene Ontology annotation, biological process: bicellular tight junction assembly. The record is from RefSeq and is a predicted model, not a curated record. Bases 210 to 1622 code for a protein of 470 amino acids.
UGAUGUGUUGUGAGAGAGACGGCAGAUCUAUGAAACUCUCUCGGUAUUUAGCGGGCGUUUCCUGAAGGCUGAGCGUCUUGAAGGUCCGUGAAAUACUCCUGUAAGGAGCGAGGAAGGCUUACAAAUUAUUUACCAGCAGUAAACGCUUUGGUAAGGAUUGAGGAUUUGACCCAGAUAACCCUGUGAAGUUUGUCCAGGAAGCUAACAACAUGCCAAAAAAAUCAAGUCACCCUCCUGCAUAUGGAGGCAGACAUCAUCGCCGAACCUCCCAUCGCGCACCUUCUUAUCACCCCGAUGAAAUGCUUCACUUUUACCGCUGGACAUCACCCCCAGGUGUCAUGAAGAUCUUGUGCAUCAUCAUCAUCAUUUUGUGUGUGGCUAUGUUUGCCUGCGUAGCCUCCACACUGGCAUGGGACUAUGAUGCCAGCGCCAUGGGCCUUGGGAGUCUUGGGAUGGGAGGCUAUGGAGGCAGCUAUAGCGGUGGAUCAUACAGUGGAGGAUCAUACGGCGGUGGAUCAUACGGCGGUGGGCUCAGUGGAUAUGGAGGAGGCUAUGGUGGGGGUCUCGGUGGCUAUGGCUAUGGAGGCGGCACGUACAUGGACCCAAAAUCUGGCAAGGGUUUCAUCAUCGCGAUUGCUGCAAUCACCUUUAUUGCUGUGCUCAUCAUCUUCGUCCUGGUGGUGUCGAGGCAGAACGCUGCACAGUCUCCCUCGUUCUAUCUGGCCUCCAUCAUUAUUUGUGCCAUCCUGGCUGCGCUCAUGCUCAUCGCCACCAUCGUGUACCUGGUCGCUGUUAACCCCACCUCUCAGACGUCUGGAUCCAUGAUGUAUAAUCAGAUCUUGCAGCUGUGUGCGCAAUACCAGAACCAAGAUCAGGCCUCUGGCAUUUUUAUAAAUCAAUAUUUAUACCACUAUUGUGUAGUGGAGCCUGAAGAGGCCAUUGCCAUAGUUCUUGGGUUUCUGGUUGUGGUCGGAUUGAUCAUCUUACUUGUGUUCGCGGUGAAGACCCGAGGGCAGAUCAGGAGAUACGGCAGGGAGCGCGUUCUGUGGUAUGACGUGAAGACCAUCACCGACGGACUCACAUCCCAAGGCAUCGGGGAAUGGGUUAAUAAUGUGUCUGGAGAUCCAGAGGCUUUUGUCAAUGACCACAAUGAUCAAGUUGCAGUUGCACAGCCAAUGGUUCACAGCCAGAAACCAGUUUACGUUCCAAGUAGUUCUGACGUGACAAGCUCUUUAAGUGGACUGAAAAGUAAACUGAGAGACUAUGACACUGGAGAGUCUGGAGAUGAGCUGGACACGGACUAUCAAAGUGAGUAUCCUCCUAUCAUUAAUGAGCAGGAGAGGCUUGAGUACAAGAGAGAGUUUGACAGAGACCACAUGGAGUACAAGCGUCUUCAGUCUGAGCUAGAUGAUAUUAAUCAGGGCUUGGCAGAUACGGAUCGAGAGCUAGAUGGCUUGCAGGAAGGCAGCCCACAGUUCAUGGAUGCCAUGGAUGUGUACAGCAGGCUCAAAAGUUUGAAGAAGUCUCCAGACUAUCAGAUGAAAAAGAAAAGGUGUAAAGAGCUGAAGACAAAACUGUCCUUGAUCAAAAGAAGGGUCAGCGACUAUGACCACAGACAAUAAAACCAGGCACUAGAAACUCCGGAGAGUAUGUUGCCACAUGAUGUUUUGUUUUGGGACUUUAGUGUAUCUUUAUGUCUGUAUUAAAAAUCUGUAUCACUGUUAUUAUCAAAAACUGUAUGGCUGCUGUAUGACAGGUUUUUUGCUUUUAAGUAAGCUUGAUCAAAAUAUUGUGGUAUCAAUGAAGUAUUUUUUUAUUUUAUUUUUAAAGCUAGAUAAAGUCUUCUUUUAACAUUUUUAUCUUUUUCUGAAGAUAUGUAGUCAAGUUAAAUUUAGUGUAGGCAAUCUUUAAUAUGAGCAAAACUGUGACCACUUUUUUUUGUAGUUUCAGGGAUCUUAAAAUACAUUCUAAUGUUGUUUGUUGUAAUGUCUUUGUGGCUUUUCUUUUUUACUUGUUGAUUAAUCUGUCACCAGAAUAACAAUCUAUGCUGUUUUUUUAAGCAUGCACAGAACAGGUGUGAAUUCAGUUUAAUUUCAUUUCAUUAUUUGGUUCUUUAAAUCUAUAGAGAAUUAAACCAUAUUAAUGUGGCAGACGAAAUAUGUUGAAUGUACAGUACACUUUUAUGCUCGUUAUUUGUGUAAAGAUUUGGUCAAAUAAAAGGCAUUCAAUUUCAAA